AUGGUCUUCUACCACCACCUUUAUCGACACGCCAACCGCUGGACAGUGGUGAACGAAAUGCGGCAGCCUUUCGAAGUGGCGAAUCUCCGAGCUCUUGUCAGAAAAGUGGCAAACAACUGCGCGUUCUGCAAGGUCUCCAAGAUCAUCCCCUCAUCACCACCUAUUGCACCCCACUCUGAAAAGAGAUUAGAACCAUUCGUCCGCCUGUUCACGUACGUAGGGGUGGAUUAUUUUGGACCAGUGCUAAUCAGAGCAGGGCGUAGUCAGGCGAAACGCUGGAUCGCACUAUUUACCUGUCUGACGAUUCGGGCAGUACAUAUGGAGGUGGUGCACAGCUUGUCUACGGACUCAUGCGUUAUGGCAGUGCGCAGACUCAUAUGCCGUCGGGGUUCGCCUGCAGUCUUCUACUCCGACAACGGCACUUGUUUUCAAGGGGUCAACAGACAACUUCAGGAGGAGAUUGCAGCACUAAACGAUGACAUGGCGAUUACCUUUAUGAACGCUACAACCGGGUGGAAAUUUAACCCUCCCGCAGAUCCACACAUGGGUGGAGUGUGGGAGCGCCUCGUCAAGUCAGUGAAAGUAGCAGUCGGUUCAGCUUUGGACACUCAGCGAAAACCAGACGACGAGACUCUGAAAACCAUCAUUUACGAAGCCGAAGCUUUGGUCAACUCCAGGCCGCUAACCUACAUACCUCUGGAAUCGGCGGACCAAGAGUCUUUGAUCCCCAACCACUUCCUACUGGGAAGUUCCACGGGUAACAAACUCCAACCGGCAGCGGGUGUCAAUGGCUAUGGAGCUCUACGCAGUAGCUGGAAAUUAGCUCAGUUCAUCACCGGGGAGUUCUGGAGGAGAUGGAUCCGCGAGUACCUACCGGUAAUAACUCGGAGGUGUAAGUGGUUCGAGAACGUCAAGGAACUGGAAGAGGGAGAUCUAGUUCUUGUAGUCAAUGGGACUGCGCGGAAUCAGUGGAUCCGUGGACGUGCGGAGAAGGUCUUCCCCGGCCGGGACGGCAGAGUUCGUCAGGCUCUAGUAGGGACAUCGACUGGGGUUCUACGGCGACCAGCCGUCAAGUUAGCGGUAUUGGACGUUGGAGAUCAAUGUAAACCAGCAGAGCCCUCGGGAGAUUUAGGGCACCAAGGUUUACGGGGUAUGAAACGACCAAGCCACUCGUUACGGCGGCGCCGUCGAUGA
Molecule: messenger RNA, 1194 nt
Organism: Wyeomyia smithii (pitcher-plant mosquito)
Lineage: Eukaryota; Metazoa; Arthropoda; Insecta; Diptera; Culicidae
Exons: 1
Coding region: 1-1194 (397 amino acids)
Biological process (GO): DNA integration
Molecular function (GO): nucleic acid binding
Source: RefSeq, a predicted model, not a curated record